Chenopodium quinoa (quinoa) is the source of this 816-nucleotide messenger RNA. RefSeq names its product reticulon-like protein B22. The record is from RefSeq and is a predicted model, not a curated record. NCBI's taxonomy places the organism in Eukaryota, Viridiplantae, Streptophyta, Magnoliopsida, Caryophyllales, Amaranthaceae. The transcript is spliced from 4 exons. Bases 114 to 632 code for a protein of 172 amino acids.
UUUAAAGAAGGCAACUUUAGAAAGCCAAAAAAAGUGCUAAAAACCCCCUAAACCGGCAAACCUUACCAGAAAGAAACUGAAAAAUCCCCAAAUUUGAUCAAAGUGAGAGAAAAAUGGAAGACGACGAUGUGCAGCAACAUCAAAGCCAACAAGGAGGAAAAGCAAUUGUUUUGCUAAUUAGCGGAACAUUGAUUUAUUACCAUUGUUGUUUCCGCAAUUCCAGUUUUCUCUCUCUUCUUUCCGAUGUCUUCCUCGUUAUUCUCUGCUCUCUCGCCAUUCUCGGACUCCUCUUCCGCCAUUUCAACAUUUCGGUACCAGUGGAUCCAUUAGAAUGGCAGAUUUCACAAGACACUGCCAACAGUAUCUUUGCGUGUUUGGCUAACACUGUCGGGGCUGCUGAGUCUGUUCUUCGAGUCGCGGCUACGGGUCAUGAUAAGAGGCUCUUUGUUCGGGUGGUUGUCAGUCUUUACUUUCUGUCAGUUCUGGGAAGGAUCGUCUCUGGGGUGACAGUUGCUUAUGCUGGUUUGUGUUUAUUUUGCCUCUACAUGUUUGUCGAGAGCUCACUGCCGCUCAGUAGUCAACUAUCUCAGUAUUUAGCAAGAAGAGAGGGUGCAGUAGAAAUACAGGAUUAGUAUGUAUACAGCAGGCCUCGUUCCUCUGACAUUCCUGUAUACAACACCAACAAUACCCCUCUGCCAUACCUGUAUAUGAAUAUUGUACCAAUUACUGGUGUACUAAUUGUAGCUUUCAUUCAAUUUUAGUUGUAUGUGUCACAAUUUUGGUAAAUGGUAGCAAUUGUUAAAUUGAUUGUGUUUA